Molecule: messenger RNA, 1251 nt
Organism: Maudiozyma saulgeensis
Lineage: Eukaryota; Fungi; Ascomycota; Saccharomycetes; Saccharomycetales; Saccharomycetaceae
Source: the annotation of a GenBank genome assembly
AUGUCUCUAUCUUCCAAGCUAACUGUUAAAGAUCUAGAAUUGAAAGACCAACGUGUCUUCAUCAGAGUCGACUUCAACGUCCCAUUAGACGGUAAGAAGAUCACUUCCAACCAAAGAAUUGUUGCUGCUUUGCCAACUAUUCAAUACGUCUUGGAACACAACCCAAGAUACGUUGUCCUAGCUUCUCAUCUAGGUAGACCAAACGGUGAAAGAAACGACAAAUACUCUCUAGCUCCAGUUGCUGAAGAACUACAAACUUUACUAGGUAAGCCAGUUACUUUCCUAAACGACUGUGUCGGUGCUGAUGUCGAUGCUGCUGUUAAGGCUUCUGCUCCAGGUUCCGUUAUCUUACUAGAAAACUUGAGAUACCACAUCGAAGAAGAAGGUUCCAGAAAGGUUGACGGUAAGAAGGUUAAGGCUUCUGCUGAAGAUGUUACCAAGUUCAGAAAGGAACUUUCCUCUCUAGCUGAUGUUUACAUCAACGAUGCUUUCGGUACUGCUCACAGAGCUCACUCUUCCAUGGUUGGUUUCGAUCUACCACAAAGAGCUGCUGGUUUCCUAAUGACCAAGGAACUAGAAUACUUCGGUAAGGCUCUAGAAAACCCAGAAAGACCAUUCUUAGCUAUCCUUGGUGGUGCUAAGGUUGCUGACAAGAUUCAAUUGAUCGACAACUUGCUAGACAAGGUUAACUCUAUCAUCAUUGGUGGUGGUAUGGCUUUCACUUUCAAGAAGGUUAUUGAAAACGCUGAAAUCGGUGACUCCAUCUUCGAUGAAGCUGGUGCCGAAAUUGUUCCAAAGCUAAUGGAAAAGGCCAAGGCUAAGGGUGUCGAAGUUGUCCUACCAGUCGAUUUCGUCAUUGCUGACGCUUUCUCCGCUGACGCUAACACCAAGAUUGUCUCCGACAAGGAAGGUAUUCCAGCCGGCUGGCAAGGUCUAGACAAUGGUCCAGAGUCCAGAAAGUUGUUCGCUGCCACUGUCGCUAAAGCUAAGACCAUCGUCUGGAACGGUCCACCAGGUGUUUUCGAAUUCGAAAAGUUCGCUAACGGUACCAAGGCCCUAUUGGAUGAAGUUGUCAACUCCUGUCAAUCCGGUUCCACCGUCAUCAUCGGUGGUGGUGACACUGCCACUGUCGCCAAGAAGUACGGUGUCACUGACAAGAUCUCUCAUGUCUCUACCGGUGGUGGUGCUUCUCUAGAAUUAUUAGAAGGUAAGGAAUUACCAGGUGUUGCUUUCCUAUCUGAAAAGAAAUAA